AUGGAAUGCGAAAUCGUCGUCCCGCUACCACAAGGAACUCAAGUUGUAUUAGAAGCGCAAUUGCUCACAUCUGAUGUCGAUCAUACGAUUGAAGAGGUUCGACAGGAAGUUCUUCAACGACAUCAUAUUGGAGGCCUGACCUGCGGGGGUGCGGCUCGAUCAUCAAACCGAACUCUUUUCUGCCGCAAAUGCGAGGGCCACGGACAACAAGUUGUUUUAAAGGGACAUGCAAGCAGAUGCCCAUUCAAUAACUGCAGUUGUAAAACAUGCACAAAUGUGAUGUCUAUGAGAGCUAAUGCGAUUAUUAGAAGAUAUCGUACCAGAACUCUGGAAGGAGGAUUGGUUCUGAAACCAGUGCAUUUCAAGAAUGGAAACACCAGAUUGAGAGUUUUUCCUAAAAACAUCGAUGAAAGGGACGCCGUGACGAUUCAUUUCAACAACAAAAAUCAAAAUGGGAACACAAAUCCAGAAGCGCAAAUGGAUGUCGGUGCAUACCAAAAUACUACACCACCAGCCACUGCUAUUCCGGAUUCUGGAAAUUCUCAAAAUCCAUUUCAAGUAAAAAGAAGUCAAUCAGAUCAGGAACUAGAUAGAAAGAAUGGAGGAACACCACAAAUUGUGGAACAAGCCAGAAAUGUUCAACAGGCUUUGGCACAACAAGGAAUCAGAUUGGAACAGUCUCCACCACCAAUUGGUAUUAAUGGGCAAACCAUUCCAAUCAACUUGACAGAUUUCUCGUUAUUGACUCCAGAGACCAUCGAGGCUAUUAGAAAGAUCUUCAAUGGAGGAGAGGUUGCUGUCACCACUGCUCCAACUCCAACGCUCUUUGAAAAUAGUGGAUUGUUUCAAAAUUUCUCGAUCCCUCCGAAUCCUACCUACACUUCUGCGAGCAUGGAUGGAAGCUCUAUUCUAUUGACUCCACAAGUCGCUCCAUCCACGGGAAUGUUCCAAUUUGAUGACAUCGAGAGAAAGAUCUCUAACGAUGGAUCCAUUGUCAAUCCAGCAGUUUCUCAACUCAACGAUUUGAAUAUUGCGGUCACCACCAACAGCCCAAUUUUGGCUACUGAUGCGGCUCCGAAACUGACGCCACACAUGUUUGAUACAGCCUGCUCCCUCACCGCCAACGGAUCCCAAUCACCACCAGAGAUCAAAGUGAAGGACAUGGUACCAGAAACAAUCGGAUAUCAGAAUUUGUGGAUUUCUCCCGAUGCACCAUCACGCAACCAUCCGAACUUCCAAAUGUUCAUCGACUGUAUCUGCAGUUUAGAGAAGAGAAUGCUCUCAACCGAGUCAUCAAUGAGUGAUUAA
Messenger RNA from Caenorhabditis briggsae, 1308 nucleotides. The record is from RefSeq and is a predicted model, not a curated record. Gene Ontology annotation, biological process: regulation of transcription by RNA polymerase II; sex differentiation. Gene Ontology annotation, molecular function: DNA-binding transcription factor activity, RNA polymerase II-specific; RNA polymerase II cis-regulatory region sequence-specific DNA binding. Bases 1 to 1308 code for a protein of 435 amino acids. The transcript has 5 exons. NCBI's taxonomy places the organism in Eukaryota, Metazoa, Nematoda, Chromadorea, Rhabditida, Rhabditidae. Gene Ontology annotation, cellular component: nucleus.